AGUUAAACAAACGUGUUCCCCGGUGUUUGUAGUAGCCACAUGGAUCCGGAACAGUAGUGGAAGGCAUAAGGAGGUUCUGAAUGGAUCACUUCGAGAAGGAUUUAGUUGAUGCGCUAAAAGACAUUGUCAAGGCUGGAAACUGGCAGUGUGUGGGAGACAAAUCUAAAUUUAAGUCACCAUGCACGAAGUUUUACUCAGAUGAUGGAGAGCAUAUAGUCCUGGUGCACACAAAGGAUGAUAAAUUCUGGGCUAUGGAUUCAUCUUGCCCGCAUGAAGGGGGGCCACUUGAGCAAGGUGAUAUCGAGGACAUGGGCAAUGGGAAAUUGGCACUGAUUUGCCCAUGGCAUUACUUUGAUUUCUGCCUUGAAACUGGUUCCUCUUCCACUGGACUGCAGAACCAAGUGUAUGAUGUCCGUGUACUGGAUGGAAAAGUGUAUAUAAAUACCCAGAACACACUGUCCCUCUGUCCUAUCCCAGUGACAGAAAUAACCCAUCAAGACAGUUUGCCCGUGGAAAUAAAUUCCUCAGAAAACACACUUUGCAUGUGGGCCACCAAAAUCCUUCAAACCCCAGACCCACAGGAAAAGGUUUCAUUGACCAAGAUAGUGCAGGAGAACUGGAACAGUGGGAAAAUAACCGAGACUGGGGAGACCAGCCCUCCUGCACAGCCUAACAGAAAAGACAGUCUGACCAUUGUGGAGCCUGGAAAAAUCAAACGGGGCAAAGGUGGCACACUGGCGAGUAGGAUUGCUUUACUGCACUCUCUUGCUAAUAUAGAGCAAUGGGCGAUAGACCUGUCCUGGGAUGUGAUAGCAAGAUUCUCCACAUUUAGAUUGAGCAAUGGUGAGCCACUACCUCGCCAGUUCUUUGAUGACUUUGUCAAAGUAGCAGGAGAUGAAGCCAAGCAUUAUCAGUUACUAGAGCAAAGGAUUCUAGAACUUGGCAGCUUCUUCGGCGCUUUACCAGUACACAACGGUUUAUGGCAGUCAGCAACAGAUACGUCUCAUGACCUGUUGGCAAGGCUAGCUAUAGUGCACAUGGUCCAUGAGGCCAGGGGUUUAGAUGUUCACCCUCAGACUCUGUCCCGGUUUGCUGCUCAGGGAGACACGAGCUCAGUGAAGGUGUUGGAGGUGAUUUAUGCUGAUGAGAUCACACAUGUGGCUGCAGGGCUGAGAUGGUUCACAUACAUCUGCUCAAAAGAAGGACGGGAUUCCUUAAAAACGUUCCAUGAAUUGGUAAAGUUGCAUUUCAAAGGGUUUUUGAAGCCUCCGUUCAACACAGAAGGAAGGAAGACAGCAGGGAUGACAGAAGAGUGGUAUGUUCCUCUUGUCAAGCCUUCCAGCUUACAGAAGACCUCCUGAAGACUUAUUUUCAUCCAAAAAGAGGAAACCUGUUUUGCAUUCUGAAAAAAAGGACUUUGAAUGUAAAGUGUGCUUGCAUGAUCAUCGGAUGAACACAGAACAUCAGAAAUCACAGAGCGGAUCCUGUGAAUCCAGGAAUAUGUGCAUUCAGUAUUUUCUAACAGUGACCACUGUUUAAUGGUUUCUUUAAUUCUUGUGUAAGAAAUGAAAUUGAAUCAAUGAACUUACAAUUGAAAUAUUUUAUUUAAAUACAUUAUUGGACAAAUAAACAUCCUUAAAUAUU
Labeo rohita (rohu) is the source of this 1644-nucleotide messenger RNA. RefSeq lists its product as uncharacterized. The transcript has 12 exons. Bases 81 to 1361 code for a protein of 426 amino acids. Gene Ontology annotation, molecular function: 2 iron, 2 sulfur cluster binding. The record is from RefSeq and is a predicted model, not a curated record. NCBI's taxonomy places the organism in Eukaryota, Metazoa, Chordata, Actinopteri, Cypriniformes, Cyprinidae.